CACACACACACCAUACACUCCACCCCGUCCGCUUCUCUGCCACGCCGCUCUACCACCACCCCCUCCGCAGUCCUCAAGCUGCGCUCUCGCAAUACCUGAGCCGCAAGCUUCGUUUUGAUACCAAUCUCGACCCCCUUUACGCCGUCGUGCACUCGCUGCUCUCUUUGCGACUUGUCUGCCGACCGGCCACCUUGCCUUCGCACGUCUGCACACUGGCCCUAAGCACACAUAAAGAGCCUGAAUCCAUCAAAUUCUGACCUCUGAUGUGCUUGGGCAGUCUGUCGUCGCGUCGUUUUAUCCUACAGAGCCUGUCGGACCGUCCAGCUUUGCCUUCAAGUUCUUCGCGGACGCCUUGGGCACGUCCACUUCCGGCGACAGCCCAUCGAAACGAGUUGACAUAAGUCGCCAGCCAUCCAGCAACCGAUCCGUUUCGUUGUUGCGAGAUCCUUGGCAUCUGGCGACAGCUUGGUUGAGGUCGCCGUCAUGCGAGCCAGACAUCGGCGCUCCUGAAACCACCCACAUCACACUUCGACACGCACGCAUCCAACUCUCGUAUCGCGCGCCGACACGCUUCCUACGGCGGCUCGGAUUAUGACCGAGCUCGCUCCCUUCAACACGCAUGCUGACUUGCAGCUCGCCUCCUCAGCACCCGCCUCCGCAUUCGCGCCCUCCACAACACAUCCUCGCGUCAACGGUUUCUCAGCCCCUGGCGACGACGUGCCAGAGGACGACUCCAUCAUCAGAUGUUUCUGCGAUAUCAAUGAAGAUGACGGGAGCACCGUCCUGUGCGAAAUUUGCAACACCUGGUCGCACAUUAUGUGCUAUUACCCCGAUGAGAUCAUCCCAGAUACACACGUUUGCGUCUUCUGCGAACCCCGACCGUACGACAAAAAGGCAGCACUAGAGCGUCAGCAACACGCAAAACUCGUCGUUUCGCCCGCUGAACGCAAGAUCAAAAAGGUGGCCUCGAAGAGCCACAAGAAAAAAGUCAAGGAUGCCAACAGCACUCCCGGCCAGACAAACGGCUGGCUCAGCGGUGCCGAUGGACCGGAUCGUGCGUCGGGUAGUCCUCGAGACCAGGGACCGCCGGCGAAAAGGCCAAAGACUACACACAGAAGUAGCGCGUCAAUAUCCAACCUUGCGUCAGGACACUCCCGGAAACGAGCUGGAUCUACGACGAUGAAUGGCCAAAGUCCUACCAAGUCGCCUCGGUCGAACUCGCCAGAAGGCUACUCCGGCGACUACUACUCACCAGAGUUCAUGCGAGCCAGCAAUGCGACUUUCCAGACGAUCGAGUACAAUUCUUAUGCAGAUCUGAAUAUCCCUAACGAUCUGCGCACCUGGCUCAAUGAUACGGACGCCCUCAAGGAGAUUAGUCCCAACUUGACGCAGAAGGAUGUCUUCACGAGGUGGGAUCGCAACAUUGAGGCGCUGAAACAGACCUCGCCUGGCGUGAGCUCAUGUAAGCGCGAAGAUCCGAGCAUUGUCAUCAAUGGCCUACGUCCUGUCUACAGAUGGGUCACAGCGAAUGCAGCGUGCAGUGAAAACGCAUACAUCGGUGAGCUUAACGGCACUAUAGGUCGACUGGAGUCGUACAUUGCCAAUCCGGAGAAUCGCUGGAAAGAGCUCAGACAUCCUGAACCCUUCGUUUUCUUUCACGAUCGACUGCCUGUGUACGUUGACUGUCGCGAAGAGGGAAGUGUGCUGCGACAUGUAGGCCGCAGUUGCAAUCCCAACGUCAAGUUACAAAUUAUCAUUAACGGUACGGAUUUCCACUUCUGUUUCAUCUCAUUGCGAGAGAUCGCCGAGGGAGAAGAACUUACGGUACCCUGGCACAUUCGUGAUCGAGAGUUGGAAAUCAUCCGCGCUGUCAAUGACGGGGGUGCACUGAGUCCAGAGGAUGAGGCCCACAUGUCAUCGUGGUUUACCAACGUCCUGGCGAACUUCGGCGGGUGCGCAUGCUCUCGCUUAGGUCCCGGUGUAUCAUGCAAUCUAGCCAGAUUUGAUCUGCGCAACAGGGAGCGCCCAUUCAACUCGCUUGGCACUGGAUCCAAGGCGUCGAAGGCGCGAAAACUCAAGCGACUACCUGCGCAGAUCUCCCCUGGCAGCACUGGCCGUGCAACCAACAGCCGAGCAGGAAGCGAGGCAGUUCUUCAUGGCGACAAUGAUGAGGAUAUGGCGGAUAGCCGGUCCAUGUCCGUCAAGUCAAGGAGUCAGCCGAGCAGUCGCGAUAACACACCGAUGACCACUGACGCUACCGUUGGUCUUGGCGUCGCCAUGUCUGAUCGUGAACGGCGGAAAUUGUUGCAGCAGGAAAAGCUUUUCGAGAAGAUGGAAUUGGAUGGAGGCUCUGGGCGGAAACCAAAAAGGACCAGCGGGGGCCCGCAAGCCAACACGCCCAACCCGUCCAACUCGAAACAGCUCGGUCCUCCGGAUAACCCGUCACCUACAAUGACAUCUGCGGCAUCUGGAACGAGUCGACCACCACGUACGAAUGGCACUUCUUCGAGGGUAGUGAAUGGUGUAUCAAAAGCCACGCGGAGACCGAAGCCGGAAAUGAUUUCCAUGCCAACACAGACGGAGGGUGAUUAUCCUGCCUCUAGUCCAUCGCCAAGACGUAGGAAUACAGGCAGCCAUAUCAGCUGUCUACUGCGCCGAGUGCAGUUAGAGUCGAAAAGGCGUAGGGAACGGAGCAUCGUUGUGAUGGGCGAAACAGAUGCCUUAACCACAGCUACCAAGACGGAAGCUUCGCCAAUCCCUUCAUCCACAGCGAUGCUACCGCCCCCGGUUCCUGUUUCGUCCGAAGCCCCAAAAACGGAACCUUUUGUGGAGGAAAGGAUGGAUGUUGACAUGCAGGACGCCCCGUCAGAAGCUGAUGAACAGUCCAAGGGCCAGGAGCCACCUCCAGAUUCUGAACCGCAGAAAAUGGAUGGAAUAGUCGCUGAGAAGAUGGACAGCACGCCCGCAGAGAGAGAAGAUCCCAUACCAGCAGAGCAGAUAGAGAGCAUGUCUACAGGGCAGACAGACAGCGCAACUGUUGAGAAGUCUGAUAGCGCAUCAUCAGCAAAAGAGGAUAGUGCUGUUGCAAGCGUGCAGCCCUCCUCAGGCACACCAAUUCAACCACCUGCGCCACCAUGGGAGGAAAUUCAGAAGGCAAGCUCGGAUCCUGAAAUGCCUCCUGUCAGUCGUCCGACGCAUGUCCCAAUACCACCGGUUCCAUCGUUUCCCUCCACAACGGAUCCUGCGCGCCAAGCACCAAACUCUUCUACAGCCUCCACACCUGCAGAUGGCGAGCCUCAAAGCGUGACUGCUACGAGCUUUGUGCAGUCACCAUCCUCCAUUCCUCUCGCCAAUCCAAUGCCUGCUCUUCCCUCACCUUCCACAUCAAGUUCAGUCGUGCAACCCAGUCCGGCCAAGAAGAAGAUGAGCCUUGGCGAUUGGAUGAAGAAAAGAGCGCAAAAAGAGAAAGACGCCAAGGCGGAGGCGGAGAGCAGCGCUGGCCCUACUAACAACGUCGAUACCACCGACGAGAUCAAGUCCGAUCCUAUUGAGGCGCACGGAGAGACGGCAGAGCCGAGGAAAGAUGAUGACGCAGAUCUUCCUGCUGACGAUGUGGACAUGCCAAUGGCGCCGCCUUCUUUGGUGGUUGCUGCUACUGCAACCAUUCCUUCAGCGGCAAGCGACGAACCGAGGCCUGAUAACAAGGAGAACGCCGAGCAGUUGAGGCAAGCCGAUAGUGUAGAGACAACUUCUGCACCCGAAACCACCGGUGCGAACAGCACCGUCUCUUCUUCUACGUGACGGAAUUUCGCAUGGCGUCUGGGGUAUCGCCUUUUUCCUUUGAUUUGGCUGCACAUGCGAUCAUGCAAGCGCUAAAAGCAGAAUUAUGACGACAACCUGGAGUCGCAGCGAUAUAUAACACGCGCACAUACACACGCACCGCCCCUUCUAUGCUACUUCAUAUCUUUGUGGGUAGCAAUUCUGUACAUCAAGCUGACUUCAACCGCCACUUGGCAGUCGCUGUCAGCAUGACUAGUUCUUCUGAGCCUUUUUAUGCUUGUGUCGUCUAGAGAGAUCGUCGUAACACGAGUAAGAAAAGCGGAAAGGCAAUUCCUCUAUGUUUUGAUAAGUACGACUCCUAUUCUGUCUCUGCGUGUGGAGAUAUAAUGGGAACAGCGUGUUUGGAGAAGACGGUGGGAUCGUAACAUAAAAAGACUCUUCAUGGUGAGAGUUGUGUAUCAUAUAUGUUUGAUGGUUUACUUCUUGAAAUGCAGAAAGCCUCAUGAACA
Molecule: messenger RNA, 4289 nt
Organism: Verruconis gallopava
Lineage: Eukaryota; Fungi; Ascomycota; Dothideomycetes; Venturiales; Sympoventuriaceae
Exons: 2
Coding region: 592-3801 (1069 amino acids)
Molecular function (GO): protein binding
Source: RefSeq, a predicted model, not a curated record